Glarea lozoyensis ATCC 20868 is the source of this 765-nucleotide messenger RNA. RefSeq lists its product as uncharacterized. Lineage: Eukaryota; Fungi; Ascomycota; Leotiomycetes; Helotiales; Helotiaceae. The transcript is spliced from 2 exons. The record is from RefSeq and is a predicted model, not a curated record. Bases 1 to 765 code for a protein of 254 amino acids.
AUGUUGUCCGCCGACUUAGCUCUGCUAUGCAAGAUCGCGGAUCAAGCGGUCAAGUCUACCAACAAAAUACCCAAAGCAGCUCUCGUAGGCAAAGCCGCCACCCAAGCGGUCAAGUCUAUCGACAAAACACUCAAGGUAGUUCCAGCAGGGGAGAUCCAAUGGCCUAUGGAAAAUUCAACCCGACCCCAAGGGAACAAGCCCAAAUGGCAUGGGAGUGGGAGCAAGCACAGAGGGGCAACCAAGGCCAAUACAGACGACACUGAGAUAUCAAGAUGUCUGGUGGAUUUGGGACUCGUGGAGGAUUUUGAAGGAUUUUGGAGGAAUUUAGCAAUUGAUGUCAGAUCAUCGACUCUCACAAUGGGUAUGAAUUUGGCAAUUGUUUUUGCCAACCAUAUCCCCCAAGCCCAACAGCCGCGCCAUAUUGAUUAUAUCCCCGAUGGCCAUUCCUUAAGUCGUCAUAUCCCCAUGUAUUACCAUAAUCAGCCUACCACCACCCCCGACGACGUUGAGGAGCGUCAUAUGAAAGUCUGUCGAAUCGAUCGGACUGAGUUGUAUGACGACGUUGAUGAGGAUGACUUCUCCUAUGAUGAGGUCGGGGUGGAGGGGCACGGCCCGUUGGUCGAUUCCAAUACGAAGGGCUGUUCGAUGCCAUGUGGUCCAUCCAAGAGCCGAUCAUCCCCUGUCUCUCUCUAUCGUAUUCGUUGGGACGAGGAGUUCUCGGGCGGUGGUUUGGGUAGUGGUCAGUGUAGAUUCCGCGACGGUUGA